AUGGAGGAGCUGUCAGAGAAAGUUGACCUAGUUGAGGACCCAGAAACUCCUCAGAUGGAAGAUGAAGAGGACUCAUCCGAUGAUUCAGUUCUACAACCAGAAUCACUAGAAAAGGCCAUGAAGAAGCUAAUCCCGAACCCCAGUGCACAUCUUUGCAGCCUCCGUCACAGGAUUGAGAGCCGACCUGUGAAGAACAGAAGCGAAAGAAUCUUGAGGGAAGUUCAAAGCACCUUUCCCAAGAGGAAGGUCCACACAUUAUUGUCAGUGCUGAAAGAUCCUAUAGCAAGGAUGAGAAGAUAUGUCCAGAUUGACCAGAGACAAAAAAGGUUUGAGAGCCAUGAGUCUGAAGGGAACAGUGAGCCAUUCAGAUGCCUCUGCACCUUCUUCCAUUAUCAAAGAUGGGAUCCUUCUGAGAAUGCUAAAACUGGAACAAUUAGGACAGCUUAA
Molecule: messenger RNA, 447 nt
Organism: Apodemus sylvaticus (European woodmouse)
Lineage: Eukaryota; Metazoa; Chordata; Mammalia; Rodentia; Muridae
Product: developmental pluripotency-associated protein 3-like
Exons: 1
Coding region: 1-447 (148 amino acids)
Biological process (GO): epigenetic programing of female pronucleus
Cellular component (GO): nucleus
Source: RefSeq, a predicted model, not a curated record